Melampsora larici-populina 98AG31 is the source of this 183-nucleotide messenger RNA. RefSeq lists its product as uncharacterized. Gene Ontology annotation, molecular function: structural constituent of ribosome. Gene Ontology annotation, cellular component: cytosolic large ribosomal subunit; ribosome. Gene Ontology annotation, biological process: cytoplasmic translation. The record is from RefSeq and is a predicted model, not a curated record. Lineage: Eukaryota; Fungi; Basidiomycota; Pucciniomycetes; Pucciniales; Melampsoraceae. The coding region runs from base 1 to 183 and encodes 60 amino acids. The transcript is spliced from 4 exons.
AUGGCAAAAUCAAAGAACCACACCAAUCACAACCAGAACAAGAAGGCUCACAAGAAUGGGAUCAAGAGACCCGCCACUGGCCGGUAUCCUUCUCUCAAAGGGGUUGACUCAAAGUUCCGAAGGAACCAGAAAUUCGCCAAAGCAGGCACCUUGAAAGCCACACGAGCUGCCAAGGCAUCAUGA